AGCUUGCGCCGUGAUUCGUUGUUCGCUGCUGUCCGGUUAGGUUGCACGGUGACGAGUCGAAGGAAAAUGAUCGGAGACUUUCUGCUGUUCGGUACCUUGCUGAUGAAUGCAGGAGCUGUGCUGAACUUCAAACUAAAGAGAAGAGAGCUACAGGGUUUUGGAGAUGAUGGCCGUGAAACGACAACAGGUGAUAACAUCAAAGAUUUCCUGCUGAGUCUGCGCUACUUUCGGAUCUUCAUUGCCUUGUGGAAUAUCUUCAUGAUGUUCUGUAUGAUUGUAUUAUUUGGAUCGUGAAGCUUCCCACUGCAGUGAAAGUGAUGCAAUUCAGGACGGAUCCCGGACUUGAAUUUUUAGCAGGCCCUUUUCCUUUUCCCAAUAAUUUCCACAUUUGUUCAGUCUUGAGGGACAAGCAAGUGUUUUUUCACAUUUACGAUUGUACAUAUUCAGAGUUAGUGUUCUAUAACAGCAGCUACAGAAGUAGUAGCAACUAUCUCGUGUAACAGUCCCAAAAUGUUCACCCUAUUGAUAAGUCAUGUGUUUAAGGAGUUUCCCACAUACUUUCACACUGCACAAUGGAAAGACUUGCUUGUUGAUAUUUAUCCAUAUAGUUCUAUUGUAGUUUAUCCCAGUUAAAUCCUGAUCCAGACCUAGAAAGUCAGGCAUGCUGUGGAAUUCUACCAGGGCAAAUACUUAGUGAAUAUUAAAGUUAAGUUGAGUACAUAAACAGUUUGUUGCUACCUUGGCAAAUUAAUUCUGGAAAAUAAUUUAAGUGGGAAAAUUUUGUUGGUAUUUAAAUAGAAUACUUUCAUAUAACAAUUGGCAGUUCAAACUGUAAGUGCACCAUUUGCAAUCACACAUGAACUGUACAAAACACAAUCUGCAAAUUUAGAAAGCAAUGUGCCAAUAUUAUUACACUGGUCCUGACUGGCUCAGAAAUAAGAGCUAAUUAACUGGCAUGUUGACUCCAGAUGUGAUGGACUUGGUUUGUGUUGAAGCCUCUGCUAAUCUGUAACACCCACACAAUGCACCAUCUUUCAGUGAUAUUUUUAAUGUGAAUUUUAGCUUUUUUCCUCCCAGAUAUCAAUGUGAUGUGUGCAAUGGGAGAGUAAAUACAGUGAAAGUGACUUUUGAAACUGCAACAUAAAAAAAAUCAAUUCUUUUGAAAUUUUGCAAUAGAAAUUUAUUCAAAUUUAUCCUGAUGAUAUGUCUCUAGCCAUUAAUCUGCUUCUGCAUACAUAGAAGAAUUGAUUGGCUUUCCUUUGUAUGAGUGAGUUAUGAAGCUGAGGUGCAACAUUAUCCUAAGGAGGAAGUCUCCUCACAGCUUUAAACUUGUCAUAAUUGUGCUCAUUGCUCGCAGAUUUUUUAACCAGCAUUUAACCAACAUCAAGUCAAUGAAAUAAUACUUUAAUGGACCACAGUUUGUCACCAAAGAGUUAAUCACGUGCUGUUGCCUGCAAUAAAUCAGUGACUAUAAUGAUAAUGUUAAUGUCCUAUGCCUCAAUAUUUUAAUUUAGCCACCCUGAUCCAAAAUGUUGCGGUUGAGAAGUGUGGUGCUGGAAAAGCACAGCAGGUUAGGCAGCUUCCAAACAGCAGGAGAGUCCAUGUUUUGGCAUAAGCCCUUCAUCGGGAAUGUCUGAUAUGUCGACUCUCCUACUCUUCGUAUGUUGCUUGACCGAUUCCAAAAUGUUAAGCCACUGUCUUCAAGAUUAGUGCUUUUUGAUUGCCUUACAAAUGGAAAACUUUCAAAAUGUGACUAACCCUUUGGUCAACCAGUGAUUUGUGCAGCAAGGGUUUAUUAGAAAUUCUGUCCAGAAUUUAUGCAUUUGUCAUUCUCAAGGCAAUAGUUCUACCUCCCCAUAAUGCUUGAAAACUAAAAGGAGUAACACUGUUGUAUAGUGACAGGACAAUGGGGAUCUGUGGUGUCUGCAGAUGACAUUGGAUAUACCAUGAUCUAAUAGGUGAAUGGAAAAAUCAAUCACAGAAAUAACCUUUUAAAGAUGUCGUGAGAGCGAACACCAUUUUGACUUGAGAACAAGAAUUGUUAAUCUGCUCUCUUCACUAUCUUCACAUCAUGGCUACAGUUAAAUGCUAGAGAUUGGGUUGGUGUAGCAAGCUACAUGCUUACAAAUUCUGCUUUGCCACUGAGGUUUGCAGUAGUCUCCAUAAACAUUACCGUUUGCACCAUUAAAAUGAAACUAAACUUGAAGCUGUAAACUUAUACAGUGAGCACAAAUUGUAAUAUAAAAACCUCUCAUAUUGAUAUAAAAUCUUUUCAAUUUCUAGAAAGCUGUUGAAAUAAAAUUUUGCUGAGUAUAA
Messenger RNA from Hemiscyllium ocellatum (epaulette shark), 2316 nucleotides. RefSeq names its product small integral membrane protein 7 (gene smim7). The record is from RefSeq and is a predicted model, not a curated record. The transcript is spliced from 5 exons. The coding region runs from base 67 to 294 and encodes 75 amino acids. NCBI's taxonomy places the organism in Eukaryota, Metazoa, Chordata, Chondrichthyes, Orectolobiformes, Hemiscylliidae.